Molecule: messenger RNA, 8119 nt
Organism: Syngnathoides biaculeatus (alligator pipefish)
Lineage: Eukaryota; Metazoa; Chordata; Actinopteri; Syngnathiformes; Syngnathidae
Gene: arhgap9
Product: Rho GTPase activating protein 9
Exons: 22
Coding region: 379-2994 (871 amino acids)
Biological process (GO): signal transduction; regulation of GTPase activity
Cellular component (GO): cytoplasm
Molecular function (GO): protein binding; phospholipid binding
Source: RefSeq, a predicted model, not a curated record
UCGUGCAGCGCAAGCUGUAUUUUUUUUUUAUUUUUUUUAUCGGCUUAAAGAGCUCGGGGGAAGCAAAAACAUUCACUAAACCGGGCAACAUAAGUGCUCUCGAAUGCGACUGUUAUUAAAAAAAAUAAAUAAAAAAGCGUCAGACCGGGUUGUUCAUAUUCUCGCAAAUGAUUUUUGGCAUCUGCCGAGGAUUAAUGUGCAACGGGAAGAGCGUAGCAAACUAACCGAAAAAGCAACUGUCCCAUCUGAAAACAUUACCUCGCUGCAAGCAUGGAACCCGGCAGUCUGCAGUCUCCUCCCCUGGUUCGCGCUAAUCCCGCCAGGAUCGCCGUCACCCACCGUCAGUGCUCUCUUCGCUGAACCAGCAAAGGGGGAACCAUGCUGUCUGGGACGUGGCGGCGCUCCGCAGGGCACCAGCAGCCCGCCGGGGCGCCCGUGGCGAACGGCAGGGGGGUGACUGUGUGCGGCGUCCCCAGCGGCACGGUGGUCCUCGAGGCCCAAUAUGAUUACAACUACCGCGGUGCUGAUGGACGGCAGGUUUGCAUUCGGGAAGGCGAACGGUUCAUACUCCUAAAGAAGACCAACGCUGACUGGUGGCAGGUGCGCAGGAUAGGGGCUGCGAGUAAAACGAAGCCGCUGUACGUGCCCGCCACGUACGUGACGGAGGUUCCCGUCUCGCCCAUGCCUUUGCCCCAGCGCUUCAUCAUCUCGGCCUCGCUCAGCUCCAACGUCAGCAUCCUGCCCCGAGUGGCGCUCACUCCGAGCGCCACGGAGGUCGCCUAUCAAGAUCAGCGUCAAGCGAGUAAACCCAUCUACCGCUCCAUGGAGAACCUCAGCUCCAACAGUGCCUUCAGAGGCCCCCUCGCGGUCCCCGGGGACGCCGCCGUCUCGCAGACGACGUCGUACAAUGCCAGGGUGGUCCCCAUGAUCACUCGCAGCCAGAGCCAGAGCAACCUGACGGAAAACGAGAACCCUUACGACGAAGUGGGCGGAAGCUUCAGCGGCCACGUGAACUGCACGCUCCCGAAGAAGUCUUGCAGUCAGUGGGACAUGCUGCGUUCUACUGACAAGAACAACCACCUGCAGGUCCCGACAGAGUCCUAUCUGUCCCAGCUGUCCUGGCAGGAGUCGCCCCUCUACUGUCACCCGCAGGUGGACAGGCGCCCUUCGCAGGCGGAGCCCCCCGAUCCGGCCCCGGGCCAGCGGCCGCUCCAGGUCAUGGACAUGUGGGAACAGUACGUGGACCCGUCUUCUCUGAGAAGCUAUUACGUCAACAGGAUCACCAAGGAGAGCUCCUGGAAACCUCCUCGGAGAGCCCGCGGAGGCUCCGGUGCCAACAAGCAGGUCAUUGUGGCGCAAACCAAAACGUUACCAAGAGAAAAAAGCCAUCUGACGCUGCCGCUUCCUUCCGCAGCCAAUGGUACCAUGCACAGGCUCUCACCUGAUUUCCUGUUUGGGAGCCACCAGAGGAGCACAGACGGCAGCUGGCGGAUGAAACAGAGCAUGCACCGCGCCGCAUCCUCCGAUACAAUUUGCACGAUGGCGCUCGGAAACAACAACCCCCCGUGUCACGACGCUGCCCCGCAUGACGCCAAGCAACUCCUUUCACACUCACAGUCCAUGAUCCUGCCCGAGAACGGCAAGCUGGCCCGGCAGUGCCACGACUACUCGUGCAACGUGACCAACAUUGUCGUGGAGCCGCCUUCUCCCGAGAGCUCUCCGGACGGCAGUGGCGACACUCCGGAACUGGAGAAAGCUGGACUCUUGAACAAGACCAAGAUCGCAGAAGGAGGUCGGAAACUCAGGAAAAACUGGAGUCCAUCCUGGGUGGUGUUGGUCGGGAACAGCUUGGUUUUCUUUAAAGAUCCAAAAUCGCAGACGCCUUCAAGCUGGAAACCAGGAAACAGUCGCCCCGAGAGCAGCGUUGACCUAAGAGGAGCCAAACUGCACUGGGCCAAUGAGCUCUCCAGCAAGAAGAAUGUCUUCAAGCUGAGGACGGUGACGGGCAACGAGUUCCUGCUGCAGUCGGAGACGGACUCUCUGAUCAAGGAGUGGUACCACACCAUCCAGAACGUCAUCGACAGGCUGGACCGCGAGAACCCGUUAGACAACGUACUACUUUACUCCCUGAGGAGGGCGGGCAGCGUGGAAAUGCUGGACCACAGCGGCGACGAGGACGACAGAAGAACGUCUCUCCCUCGCUCGGCGUCCAAUCUGGAGAAUACGGAGAAGAAAAGAGUCAAAACCCGGCUGAAGAAGCUGAUUCUGAAGAGGCCUCCUCUGCAGGCCCUGCAGGAGAAGGGCCUUAUUAAAGAUCAGGUGUUCGGCUGUCGGCUGGAGAUGCUGUGCGAGCGGGAGAAGAGCACGGUGCCUCGCUUCGUCAGGCUCUGCGCCGAGACCGUGGAGAAGAGAGGACUGGACACUGACGGCAUCUACAGGGUUUCCGGGAACCUGGCGGUCAUUCAGAAACUACGCUACCUGGUCAACCACGAGCGAGCGGUGACCACCGACGGCCGUUACAUGUUCCCAGCCGAGUUGGUGCAAGAGGAGAAGCUCAACUUGGACGGGAGCGAGUGGGAGGACAUCCACGUCAUCACGGGAGCCUUGAAACUCUUCUUCCGGGAGCUCCCCGAGCCGCUGGUGCCGUACGGCUUCUUCAGCGACGUGGUUGACACCGUCAAGCUGCCGGACUACGCGGACAAAGUGGAGCGUCUGGCGAGCGUCGUGAGCGGCAUGCCUCAGCCCAACCGCGACACGUUGCAGUUCAUCUGCCGCCACCUCAAACGCGUUUUGGAGCACUCGGACGCCAACCGUAUGACGACCCAGAACAUCGGCAUCGUAUUCGGGCCCACGCUGCUGCGGCCCGAGGUGGACAACGGCAACAUGGCGGUGAACAUGGUCUUCCAGAACCAGGCGGUGGAGCUCAUCCUCAACGAGUACGAGCGGGUCUUCGGGAGGAGGGCCGCCGCCGCCGCCGCCGUCGCCUCCUCGUGAUCCUCCCACGCGGACGGCGUACGAAUGGAUCGCUCUUUUUUUCAUUUUAAUUUUUUUUUUCCUUCCACAUUCGCAAAGAUAACCAGGGCAAGACAUGUGGCCGCCAUACAAACGUUGGAAGCGUUAGAUAGUCAAGCGAGCCUGUUUUUAGCUGCCAUACUUUUUUUUUUUUCGCCUUUCGACUGCAGAUGUGUGGAGCCCAGCUGUCACUUCUCCCUUGAUAUUCUCGGCGACUGAAGCCAAGCCAAUGAUAAAUGGUCCCCAGGCUCCGCGCCCCGCUCCCAGACCACCGUUCCCGUUCCUCUCUUGAUGCCACGAAGAGACGUCGACUUAAGAGGACAGAAAACCCUUCCCGAUGUGAAACACGUGCGGCCCCCGACACCUCCGCGCAUCGCUGUGACGCUCCCGGGGCGACGGCGGACGUAACUUUCUUCUCCCGACUUGAAUUUCGAAUUGAAUUUGAUUAUUUUGACCCCGUGAAUUCGUUCAUCACAGUCACGUAAAACCGUCGACGAGUAUUCAGCCGAUGUUUUAGGUAACAUUUGAACAUUCUUGAGUCAAGUCAAACGCUGCACUGCAGUCCGUGUCAAACGUUUGACUUGACUUAGCUGUCAAAGUCUCACCUUGAAGAUCAGUAUUAGAAUAAGAUAGCGUCCAUAAAAGUCAUAAAUGACUAAAUGCGAUUGUUUUAAGGCAUACGUGAAAUUUGAAUCCAACUGCACUUUUCCGAACAAAUGCACUGGACUGGCCACCGGGACGUUUUGCACAAUUUGGAGCUUAUUUCAUUCAGCGGGUCUUUGGCGUCGCACACUUUGAGAAUCAGAUUGUGUAAGUAAUCCUAAACAUAAAAAUAAAAGCAAUGCCCCCUGAGAUUGACAAGUCAUACGAGUUAAAAAAUAAAAUUAGAAUAAAGUAAAACCACUCACUCUUUGAAUGACACAAUGUGAGUACCGUAAUUUCCGGCCUAUAGCCGAAAUUUAUGCGGCGAUGCGGCUAAUUUGUGCAUUUUUUUCUAACGGCCACAAGGGGGAAAAGGUAAGAGUCAAACCGGUGGAAUAUAUGUGCCGAGGAAGUGACUUUUACCGGUCCGGCCCUAUACGUUAGAAGUUACAUUAACCCCAACCCCUAACGUUAGCGCUCUGCGAGCGUGUCAGUGAUUUUUACCGGUAUGUUUUUUUUUUUUUUAACUGGCCCUGUUAGCGCAGCGUUAGCAUUAGCAAAGCGCUCGCGUUAAACUCUCUGUGUACCGUCUUUCUUUGUAAAUAUCUCGUGUUUCAAUGUGGGCACUUGCGGCUUUUACACGGCUGCGGCCUACGUAUGUAGCAAACGGUAUUUCCUUUACAAAUGUCCUGGGUGAGGCUUAGAACCAGGUGCGCUCUGUAGGCCGGGAAUUACGGUGCAAUGGUUCAACCCGAGAAUGAAGUCAAAAAUGAAAACUAAAAUAAAGUCAAACUACUCAAGUGUCAAACUUGUUAUACAAGAAGAAAACUCACACAGUAUUGUAAAAAUGUUGUGUAAAAAUACUCGCAACUAGCAGGAAGAUACCACAAUGUAAAACUGGCUUGUACAGUACUCGAAAUAUUUAAAACUGAAGUAAAACUCAUCCAGCUAAGAAUAUCCUGAAUAAAACUAAGCUAAUACAAGAUAAUAAAACUAGAUUCAAAUGUCAUUGCUAAAAUUGACAAUUUGACGUAUUCAUCUUGCAUUCAUCUUAUUGAAUAAGUGGUUACUUGAUUUGUUGUAAAUAAUAAAAUAGAAUCAUAUUAGCGACAUAACCAAUUUUACACAGAGCCAUAUAAAACGUUUUUGAAUGUAUUCAUAACGCCAUCAGAAAUAAUACCAACAAUUAGAAUGAAUUUGUAUUAUUUUACACACAUUUAACUUUCAUUAAUUUAUUUUUAAUCCUGAUAUACAAAUGACUUGCCCUAUUAGGUUAAAAAAAAAUUGUUUUUGUUUUGUUUGUUUGAUGCAGAAGAAGCAGGCUAGCGGUGGCGGGGCGGGACAGCAAAAUAUGAUUUUCACUCCGUAUGUCAAGAGGGCCGCCAUAUUCCCUUUUGAUGAUUGGAAAUUUUGCCUGUGCGUGCGUGGAGCUCGGGAGCUUCCCCUUCCUUGUACACUGUUCAGAUCAUCCGUCUAUUUUUAUGCCUGGGAUGCACAUGUACAUAUGUUCAAUAGUUUAGCGUUUUGACUGCAACCGCAGUCGUCGUCGUAGCGCUUUCAUGUUUAUUAAAUCCAUUUCGAAGUGUGUUGUGAAACCACGUGGACCCCGUUUGGCAUCCUCUUAAUAAAAAGGAAUCCAUUUUUGUCCGAUUUGGUGGGAUUUCAUUGAUUUUAUUUUUUUUUUAAUACUUUUAUUGGACAGGCUCUGGUUUCCAUCCGAAAAAGGCGCACGUUAGCUUGCGUUGACGAAGGCGAGUACGAAGGGUUGUUCCGCUUUACGGUACGCGGGCCCGCCGGUCUCGUGUGUGCCCCGCUUCCCUUGCCAAAAGUCAGAACAGGAUGUUGGCGGUAAAUUAUAUGUACAAUUUAUUACAAAUAUGCACAAACAUGCAAACUAAUAUAUAAUAAUAACAAUGCAAAAAAAAAAUGUUACAAAAAUACUGAUUGGUACAUACAGCAUAUACUGUACUUUAAAGUGUGUAGUUUGCGUGUGUGUGUGUGUGCGAAGGCAGGAAGGACACGUCCGUUGCAUAGCAGAACUUGUUGCUCCAGAUGAGACGGUCACAUGACUCGCGUCCGAGGCAAAAUAGGAAGUCUUGGAUGGCCUCGCGUGAAUCGCCAUAUUGAUCAAAAUGCUUUACUUUGAUCGUAAAUGUCAUUGUCGUGUGUUAGCUUCCAUUAAAAAAAUGGAACAUGAGAAUAUUGAGUGGGAAUGCUUGUCUACAGUAGCACCAGGAAGUAUUCACAACCCAAUUUUGCUAGGUUACAGGGGGUGAAAAAAAAUGUCUACACAAAAUAUCCCAUCAUGACAAAGUAAAUAAUUUUCAUACAGUUGUGCAUUGUGUGUAUUGAAAAUGAAAAUCAAACGAGCUGCCGUACGCCUUGGAGUGCAUUCGUUGACCUUCUGCAUGCCCCUUCAACCCCCGCGAGGGAACACUGGACCUUAAUGAUCUCGGGGUUCUUGGUGUCGUCUCAGGCCGAGGCCCAUUUCCUCCAGUUACUCGGCUUGGUCGGAUGGCCGGAUCCGGGAAGGGUCCCGGUGGUUCCGAACGUCUCCCAUUACCGAAUAAUCGAGACCACCGUGCUUUUCCGGACUAUCAAUGCUGCAGAAAUUCUUUUAUAUCCUUCCUCAACGACUCAACGCAAUUUGUCCUCUGCGGUCGGCGAUGGACCAUUCCGACCUGUCAAACACUUGUACAAAAAUAGCCAAUCAGAUAGCCGCAUUGUCUUGACACGCCCCUCUCGCCCUAUUGUCCCACAAGCAAUGCUGGUUAGUAGCGUGCGCUUGGAAAUUUCAUGUUAUGAAGAAAAUUGUCCUCAGAUGCACUUGGGGAACUUGCAAUUCUGAUGAAAGAUAUCCUGCUAGGUAGAUUCAUUUUCCAAAGCCUAAAACACCGUUGACCAAGGGCCUGCGAUGGAUUAAGUCUCGCCGAAGAGCGCACGUACAACUGAAUGUGGACAAUAUCGACAAACACAAGGCUGUACGUUCGAAGGUAAGUGAGGGAGAAGUAUCUUCUCUGAGUUUGAUUGAAUUAUGAUCAGUGCAGGAGAACAACUUUCACUUUGUUAGUGUAUCACCGAUCUGCUGAAUGAAGCGUGUCGAAGAGUCGGGUUAGGGAUAUGUAAAUGCGCCAUGUCAUACGGGAGAAAUGUCUAUUUUCCUAUUUGUAUUACAUCAGACUUUUAAGACAGAGCACUGGCUUCCAUUACGAGCCAAGUCAAACUUUUUCAUCUGCUGACUACGGUACUGACUGAGUUCAUCACCAUUGUUUAAAUGUAGACAAUCGAACCUAACUCGCUUCUAAAGACUACAAUGAUAUUAGUCGUUAUCUUUCCAAGUAAAAAGUACUCACCCUGCUUUACAUGCGCAGUACGAAUUCCACUAUUUUAUCCUGUUGGAUUUCAAUAUGAAGUAUUUGAGACCAUUUUGCUAUAACUCUGACAUUGCGUCCUGCUCCGUCCAAAAUCUUAAUUCCGUUUACAUAUCCUUGCGUGAAAUAGUUGAGACCUCUCUGUAGAACUCUCUUGGGCAAAUCUGACUGAUUUGGCAAAAAAAAAAACAUACCGCAAUAUUAUCUGGAAUACGCGAUAGAGAAUCGACUUCAAACCUGUUCUGCUCGGUCGCCAUUUUGGAAGCUUGUGGGACAUGGCAAAUGUAGCUAACGGGGGGCGGAGCUCAAGAUCGCCAGUCGGAAAGGUCCGUUCCUUAGACUUCACUGUUAGGUUUCUGCUCUGAUGUGCACUACCAAGUAUGAGAUACAUAGUAUGUAUGAGCAAAAAAUGAUGUACGAUCAACUGAAUUUACCGUCGGUGGACUCCAUUCAAGAUGUAGAAGCAUCUCAAGGCUGCUACGUGGGAAUCGGAUGCACCUGAGCUUAAGUUUGAGUUGUCAUUGGCAGAUGGUGUAUACUACAUUCCAUUUUUUUCAUAUGUGUGUACAAAAUAUGUUUUGACUUUGUCAGUGUGAGAUUUUACGUAGUUUGUUUUGUUUUACAAAAGGUCUGUCACAGCGAAAUGUGAAGGAGUGUGAAUACUUUUGGUGGCACUGUAUAUGUACCCUGCAUUUUGGCUAGUGACCAGUCCAGGGCGUACCGACCCUUCUCUUGCCAAAAGUCAGCCGGGAGAGUUUCCGCUUCUCCUCCGACCUUAAUGAGAAAAAUACCUUCUUAAAAACAUUUCAAAAAUCGAUGAAUGGAUGUGCCCGGCGAUCGAUUAGACUUCACUUCUCUCAGCAAAAGUCAGCUGGGGUCGGUUCCAGCUCACCUGUGACUUUGAAGAAGAAGCGCUCGAGAAACUGGGAGGGUGGACUCCAAAGGCAAAACAAAAGCUAGCUUUUGCUUCUGUGGCUAGCACUGCUAGCACUGAAAUCUCACCUAGUGGGAAUUAUCUCAGCAUACAAUUUAAAAAAAAAAACAAACAAACACUGUACAUAAAAAUCAAGGAUGGAUGAUAAAAUAACGUUUUU